Coffea arabica (coffee) is the source of this 1787-nucleotide messenger RNA. NCBI's taxonomy places the organism in Eukaryota, Viridiplantae, Streptophyta, Magnoliopsida, Gentianales, Rubiaceae. The record is from RefSeq and is a predicted model, not a curated record.
CAUUUUUCACAUGCUUUUUAAGUCUUGCAGUCCGUCAAAUAAAUUAUAAUUUGGCCAAGGUCUUGAAAAUUCCCCCCCCCCCCCCCCUUUCAGCUUUUUACAGCUUGGAGGGCUGAUGCAUCCAAAAUUAACAGUUUCAAUGAUGGGGAAGAUGCGCCUCAUCCACAAAGUUUUGCGCCCACACACAACACUCACUCAGGGUCGGUCUAUCAGCUGUAUAUGCAUCCAUCAAAUCCAUGAAGAUAACCUCUGUUUGAAACCUGCGGGAGUCAGGACACUGACAAACUACUGCCAUUAAAGAAGCUGCAAUGGGAACUUUGACUGCUACUUCCCUUUCAUUAUCAUCAUCGCACCUUAAUUUGAUCACAAGAAGACCCUUUGGAAGAAAGAUUAAAAAUCCAAUCUUGCAUUAUCCGUUUAGCUAUCAACAACCCACCAAUUUACAUCUCCCUUCAUAUCAGUUCAAGAAAGCAAAAUUCGAGCUUUCCACGGCCAUCUCUUCCACGGAUACUGUGCCAGCGGCUGAUCAAUCAUUCAAAGACGCUUCGUUUGGUCAAGAAACUGAGACUUCAGAAAAAGAUGAGAAAUUUGAUUGGUACGCACAAUGGUAUCCUGUGAUGCCUGUUUGUGAUCUUGACAAAAGGAGGCCACUUGGGAAGAAAGUGAUGGGAAUUGAUAUUGUUGUGUGGUGGGAUAGGAAUGAGAAUGAUUGGAAGGUGUUUGAUGAUACUUGUCCUCAUAGGUUGGCUCCUUUGUCUGAAGGAAGGAUUGAUCAGUGGGGCAGGUUGCAGUGUGUUUAUCAUGGUUGGUGCUUUGGUGGAUCUGGCGAUUGCAAGUUCAUUCCUCAAGCACCCCGAGAUGGUCCUCCGAUCCAUACUUCUAGCAAAGCAUGUGUAGCUGCAUAUCCAAGUUGUGUGCAAAAUGGCAUUCUUUGGUUUUGGCUUAAUGCUGAUAGCCAGUACAAAGACAUAUUUUCGAAGGAAAAGCCUCCAUACAUCCCGGAAAUUGAUGAUCCAUCCUUUACCAGUCAGAUGAUCACUAGAGAUAUACAAUAUGGGUACGAGGUUCUGAUUGAAAAUCUUAUGGACCCUUCUCAUGUUCCGUAUGCACAUUAUGGCAUAAUGAGAGCCCCACAGCGCUCAAAGAGUGUUAAGGUUGACAGGGAAGGAGGCAGACCACUUGAGAUAAGGGUAAAGACAUUAGACAAAAAGGGUUUCACUGCAAAAUCAUCGACAAUUUCAGAUAACAUAUUUAUUCCACCUUGUGUUUUUUAUUCCUCCGGGUCAUUAGGAGGCAAUCCAGAUAAUAUAUCUGCUUCACCAGCUGGAACCACAGAGUGCAAUCUAGCAUAUAAAGGGCUCAAUGUACUAGAGAUUGUGUUGCAAGUCUUCUCUCUUGCUUCAAUUGGAAUUGUUGCUGCUGCAAAACAGGGUGCACUAUCCGCAGCAGCAAGAAGCACUCUGGUCUCAGUGGCUAUUAUCAGCUUUUUGGUUUCCAAGUGGUUAUCCCACUUUGUUUACAAAAACUUCCAUUUUCAUGACUAUGAUCACGCAUCGCGCUGAGAUACAUGUGUCAGCUACUUAACAAAGAGUUUUAGAUGAAACAGAUGACAGGAAAAAUAUUCAUCAGUGUCUUUGUACAUAUAUCACUUAGAAGCAUUUAGAUAGAUAAUUCAAAGUACACACAUUCACGUAGAGUCUGGAGCAGACAUUAAUAAGAAAGACUAAAGGUUUUUCUAUCAUCCUGUAAUUUAAUACUAUCUAAAUUAUAUGGCUAUACGUUGUGCA